Molecule: messenger RNA, 2595 nt
Organism: Pochonia chlamydosporia 170
Lineage: Eukaryota; Fungi; Ascomycota; Sordariomycetes; Hypocreales; Clavicipitaceae
Product: PAK-box/P21-Rho-binding protein
Exons: 1
Coding region: 1-2595 (864 amino acids)
Source: RefSeq, a predicted model, not a curated record
AUGUUCGGUAUUGGAGCCAUGGCCCUGUAUUCUGGGAACCACGAUGCGGUACCCACACAGGCGCCGAGAAAAGACCCAAAACUAACAAAGGCACCUCGACCUCCUGCUUCCUCUUCACAACCUAACCCACCAUCCGACUUGUCGUCCAUGGAGCAGCUGUCGAGUGCGAGCAUUGCAGACUUCCUUGGACCUGCUGUCGAUAGCCCUCCUUCUCCCCAGAAGUUGCGGCAGCUCAACAAGCAAAUGAAGCGAGCAUCACACUUGCAAAGGCAUCAUGGCCAUAAGACUGCCUCCUCCGAGUCGUCGUCCCUGUCUUCCAUGAACACCUCCGAACGUUUGCCCUGGGAAUUGGCAUUGGAUAACUUGUCUCUCGUUCGAAGGUCGUCAAUUAGAUCAAAUGAUAGCAGCGCUCCAUCUCGAGAUCGCCCCGAGAGCAUACACAACUUUGGGAAGGGCUUCUUCCAUCGACGUGGCAAAUCGAAACGCGAAAGUAGUGCUCACAGCUCCUCUGCUAGUUCAAUGUAUUCGGGAGAAAUGUCUUCAGAAAACAAUGCCAGUGGUGGAAAAGAAGGAAUAAUCCCGUCACUUUUUUCAAGAAGAAAGCCAUCAAGAGAUGAGCCAACACUUAAACGACCACAGAUUUCGGGCCCCUUCAACUUUCAGCACGUCACUCACACGCAGCGGGAUAAUGCCAACGAAAGUUCUCUCAGCGGCCCGGACCCAAUAAGCGAGACACCAAGCAGAGAGUUCGAUGCACACCAGUAUCGACUUCCGUACAACAUUUCGUCCGAAUCAAUGGGUGAUCUGUGCGAAGAUCAAAUGUCCGGUCAGCCGCUUCGUCCUGCUCUAGUACCUCGCCAUACAGCCCCAACUGGCCCUCGUCGCCUUCUUAAGCAUAUUCGAUCACAGGAACAUCUUCGAAAAAGCUCAUCGCAACCUCCUCCCCGACCUCCUAGAUCACCUGUUCAAGCCAAUGGCUUCUCUUCCAGCGGGCCGCUGCCACCCCCUCGAGUUUCCAGUCGGCAAUCUAGUUAUCAAGAUGUCACAGACGCUAUCAACGUAAAUGCAGUAGCCAGGGCUCAAACAAGUGGCGAAUUCCGCCAGCCACUUCCUUUCAGCCCUGCAGCUUCGUCGGAAAGCAUCGUGGACGAUUUCAGCCCUUAUGACGGCAACCUAUCCAUUCAGCCACAAGAACAGGCAUCUCCCGAUGAGAAACGAUACUCUCGUGUUAUGUUAGGCGCUCGUGAUUCGACAUGGCCAUUGGCAAUUGCAACGCCGGUAUCGUACGAAACACUGCCAGACGUGCCUGAAGAAGACGAGCACCAUGGCGUUUCAAGACGGUCAAGACUCAGUCUCGCCAGCAACAACUCCUCUCUCCGUGGUAGCCAUUCUGUCCCAAUGUUGCGAUCGUUGGCCGAGUCACAACGGCCCACAAGUGGAGCGUCAGAAACGCUGGGCGGCUUGGGGAUCAUGGGUUUGAACCGCAUUGUACAGGAUGGCCCCCAAAGCCCGGCCCAUUCAGGAACGCCCACAAGGGAGAGCUGGGAAGAUCUCAUAGAUUAUUGCUAUGACCACGAGGCCGAAGCCGACUGCGACUAUCAGUGGGAAAGGCCAUCGUUAGACACUGCAAGAGAUAGCAUUACUCCCCCUGCGAACGUCGCAGCCCUAGAUGGCAACGGGCUGGAACUCAGGUCCAAUGCAACAGUUUCAGUCAACGGCCAGCAUUCCCCAUCACCAGCAGGGCUGGAUGCACCGUCCCUAAGUCCAGCAAGCCAUAGGUCAACUCCAGUAGAGCACGAGGUGGUUACACCUAAUUUCAAUGUUACGAACAACUUCUCUCUACCAAGAGGCGACAGGAAGAGUAUUCGUCCACUCAAUAUGAAGGACUCUAAACGCAGCUCCGGUCUUUCCACGUUCAGAGAAUCCCAGGCGUUUACUCUGUCCCCUUCACUGCUCAUUCCUGGGGAUUAUCAGCAGCAGAUGCUCUUAGGCGAAACUGAUAAAAACUCAUACUCGGAUUAUGAAUUCAUUGCCGGAAACUGCCAUCAGUCUGCCUUCCAUGAGGAUGCAACUCCAUUGACAGGAACGAGCAAAUUGUCGCCUCUGGUAGGACACCGGUCGAGUACCUCCACCACCGAGACGAACUCUACAUCUCGCUCAAAUUCUACAGGAAGACAAUACAGGUCGACCAACUCGUCUUGGACUACACUUGCCCGACGCACCGCAAGUACCACCUCGCUCAAUAAGAUGGCUGGGGUUUUGACUGACGAAUCUGAACCGCUUCCUACAACCCAGCCUGCAGAGCUUGAACAGGAUGGACUAGACUGGAGCGAUCCGCACGCAGUUGCUCAGGAUCAUGUGCCUGAUAUGAUCCCCUUCCCACCUACAAGUGGGCUCAAGAGAUAUCACCACAAAAGCCAUGCUAGCGAGUCCCAAGUGCGUGAUGACCUGCCACUUGCCUCACCCAUGGAGAGUGCCAGACCAAGGCGUCCGAGAGCCAGGACAACAAGCUUGAGCGCUCAGUCUCCUCCCCCUGUGGGACAGUAUGCACUGUUCCCACGGACACAUGUGAAAGCCAUAGGAGAUCACAUCUAA